This is a messenger RNA of Aspergillus calidoustus, 1878 nucleotides long. The record is from the annotation of a GenBank genome assembly. Lineage: Eukaryota; Fungi; Ascomycota; Eurotiomycetes; Eurotiales; Aspergillaceae.
AUGGACGGCCACUACCACUCCGUUAACAACCCCCGCCCCUACCACUGCGAUAACAGCCACUAUCACUCGAUUGACGGUGGCUGUCACUCCGUUGAAGAGUAUGAGGAGAGCAACGCAAGCAGCGUUACAAUCGACAGUCUCUCCAUCGACAAUGACCCUGACAGGCUAUACUUCCUGCGCGAAAAUUCACGAACAAUAACCCCUUUCAGUUCAUUUCCUCCAGGGGCAAGAGAGAUAAUCGACCUUACUGGUGAAGAGAAUCUCCAUGAAGGCGACUAUGUGACUGACGAGUGUUUCGAAGUACUGCGUGAGGACUGGCUUCGUUCCGUGAAAGCAAAGUCUCCAGACCAAAUCGUGCCUCCUACAAGAACGCGUCUGGAGGAUGUCUGCGUGGGUGGAAUUGUAUACAUGCCAGGACAGUCAGUGGAGCUGCUUCUUGACAACACAUUUCUCCGGAUAAGCUCAAUCUGGAGAGAGUCGGAUGGCCAGAUAACUCUUGGGGGUCGUCGAUUACUCAAAGCAAAGCAUCACGCAGGCACCUACAUUCCGCAGGGCUCGGUCUGGAAAAAUGAGUUAGUGUGGGUUGAGAAUGAAACCUCUGAAGUUGCCCUGGACUUUGUGAAAAAGUUUAUACCGCUCCAUUUCACAAACUACUGCCAUGUUAGCAACGAUCAUGAGAAAGCACGACGUCCCGCCCAUCUAUUCUGCCGUCUGAAGGAGAUUCUGAAUUGCAGAUCUGGGGCCACGUCAGUUGAAUAUCUCAGCUACGGUGAGGCUGACCCUGGAUACCGGGUUGAACCAACAAUCCUAAGGCAAUCAUGGCGUGGGCCAACUGCAGCAUUCGGCACUGAAAAGGCUCCACAAACACCAAUUGUUGUACUAGAUGAUAUUGAAAAUGAACAGCAACCCGACCUAAUCGAGGGGCAAAGGCGAAGCGGCAAAUACACAUUUGGAGACGCAUUUUGCGGGGCUGGUGGCGUUUCUUGUGGUGCUGAAGCAGCUGGGCUGGAAGCAACAUGGGCAUUCGAUAUUUCGAGUCAUGCUGCUCAGAGUUAUCGUUUGAAUUUCCCCAGGGCCGAUUGCUGGACAAGCGAUAUCUUCAACUUCCUGACAAACAAUGAAGGGUACCUGAGGGUCGACGUUACCCACGGGUCUCCACCAUGCCAGACAUUUUCACCAGCACACACCAUUGAGAGCGCAAACGACGAUGCGAAUUCAGCCUGUAUAUUUUCGUGUGGAAAUCUUAUUCGCAAGGCAAAGCCUAGAGUCCAUACAAUGGAGGAAACAAGCGGUCUUUUUGAGCGGCAUAAGGAGACCUUCUAUGGAGUCAUCCAUGAUUUCAUUGAGAUUGGGUACUCAGUGCGGUGGGCGCUCCUUAACUGCAUGGAGUAUGGGGUGCCACAGUCACGAAAGAGGCUAAUCAUUAUUGCGGCAGGACCGGGAGAAACGCUACCCCAGAUGCCCAAGCCCACACAUGGAAUACCAGGGUCUGGCCUGCGCGACUUAGCUACCAUCAACCAAAUGAUCUCGAAUAUACCACCUGGUACUCCAGACCAUGACAUCGAAGGUGCGAGGAUUCGUAGCGCACAAAAACAUAGACCUCCAUUUGAUGCAAAUCAGCAGGCGAGGACCAUUACAUGCGGCGGAGGCGAGAACAACUAUCAUCCAUCCGGUACCCGGUGCUUCACCAAUCGCGAAUUCGCAUGUCUUCAGACGUUUCCGUUGAGUUUUCGGUUUGGGCCGAGAGAGGUGCGCAAGCAGAUCGGGAAUGCCGUGCCACCUCUAUUAGCCAAGGGGAUAUAUGGGGAGAUUAUCAGAUCUCUUCAGCAGACUGACGAACAAGAGAUGAGAGAGUCGACCAGAGCUUUGGAUCCGUGA